Messenger RNA from Bathycoccus prasinos, 4236 nucleotides. RefSeq lists its product with no specific name. The coding region runs from base 1 to 4236 and encodes 1411 amino acids. The record is from RefSeq and is a predicted model, not a curated record. The transcript is spliced from 2 exons. Lineage: Eukaryota; Viridiplantae; Chlorophyta; Mamiellophyceae; Mamiellales; Bathycoccaceae.
AUGACGUUCUUCUUCGCCGUCGUUUCGUCCUCGCUGUUGUUUCUUAUUAUUCUCGAUUUGGCGACGAGUAUAACAGGUGUGCACGCGCAGAAAGAGUUGGCAUCGUUCGAAGAACAAAAUCCAUCCUCUUCUUUGGGGAAAACGACGACGAGAACAACGCCCGAGACCAUCGCUCCGGAGGAUGAUGACGACAGCGCACAAAAGGACGCGCACGGCAGCGAGGGAGGAGGAGAGUGGCAAUUCGCCACCCCCGCGUCCAAAGGUUUGAGUCAGAGCAGCUUAGAGACGGCAGACGCGCGUCUCUCGGUCCUCCCUGGGCGAGACUGCUUCUUAGUCGCCAAGGACGGCGCCAUCGUGCACGAAAACUACCCAGGUUUUGCCUCGAGUCCAAACGCGAAAAGGACGACGGAUACAUCUGGCGCGCUUUUAUCGCUGGCGAUGAUUGGUGCCGCGGUGAAAGACGGGUUGAUUGAACUCGAUCAGCCGCUGUUAGAUUACACGCCGUUAGCGGUUGAGAUUUUCGGGAAAGAUACGACGGUGACGGCGAGGCAUAUUUUGCAGCAAACGCACGGCGGCGCGGUAGAAGAGAACCAAAGAGCGAACAAACCCGGACAAGAGUGGGAUUUGGACGAUAGUUUCGAUAGAGAUCACAGGAAUUCGUUGUAUUUGAAAGUCGUGGAGGAUGCGAUUCAGCACGCGGUGUUUAGACGGGUGAAGAGAGACGCGAAGGAGUGGGCGACAAAGGCGGUUUUAGAACCGCUCGGGUUGCAAGAGGCUUUUUUGAACGGCGACGAUCAAACGGACGGGGAAUUUUCGCUCACCGGGAGGUUCAGUUUGUCUUGCAGAGACGCGUUGAAGUUGGCGCAGCUGUUUUUGAACAAAGGCGUGACUUUAGACAAAACGGGGCAUUCCAUUCAGUUGUUCAACAAAGACUUCGCGUACGAGGUGUUCACGCAAACCGAGCAAAACGAUAAGCACGGGUUAUUGACGUGGGUGCACCAACCGUUGGAGAAAGACGAGAAAAUCCCGAAGAAAGCGACGUGCUGUUCGCCGGUGGCGUUGGGGUCGACCCCGUGCGGCCACGCGGCGAAGAAUUUGCGCGGUCCUCUUUUCGGCGCGUCGACGACGUCGUUCGUGGCGAUGACUCUCGGCGAUAAAGGGUCCGCUAUUUUCAUGUUGCCGAAAGAAAACAUCGCGAUUGUGACUUUUGGGCGAACGAGCGGAGAAACGGGUAAUUGCGAGAGUUACCAGAGAGACGAUACGUUUUUAGCGCACGCGUUGUGGGGCGCCGCCAAGGUUGGAUUAGAGCCGGAUACGAUUGGCAUGAAAGGCUUAGAUGACGGAAAGUUUCGCGUGGUGGACGGGGAGCCGCACUUGUCGGCGUUAGCGCAGCAAGAGAGCGGCAUUCAAAUUGGCCCAGACGGGAAGGAGAAGAUGAACACGAAAGUGGUCAUUGAUCCGGAAAGCGGCAGACCGAAGAGAGUGCCGAUUGGCGACGGAACCGUGGUCACCACCGCGGACGGCAGGAAAGUCCAAGAAUACGAAGAAGACCGCGAAAUCCACGACCAAGUUUGGAAAGAGAUGAUUGGUGGGUAUUACGUAGAAGCCGUGAACUCGGCCGCGGAAUUUUUGCAAGAGCACAAGAAAGCGGUCAAAGCCGGCCAAGACGUGUACGGGUCCAUGCAAAGAUGGCAAGACGCCAUUCACAUGUCCAAACACGAACCGACCGUCGUCGAGGAGGAGUAUUACAAAGAGCAAGGCAUCGACCCGAAAUUCUUAAAAACGCCAAUGGCGGAACUCGAAGAAGCGGCGGCGAAAACGGUAGCGGCGAAGAAGAAAGCCGGCGACGAGGACGCAAAGUUCAGCGCGGUGCCGGAAUAUCCGGCGGUGCAACACGCGCAGCCGCACGAGUAUUCCGUCCCGAGUUUAGGUUCCGCGCAAGAAACAAAGAAGACAAGUUGGUUCCGACAAGUGUUGACGCCGACGCAAAACAUGGCGAGAAUGGCUGUCGUAGGCGACGUCCCGGUGAGAGUCAUGAUGAUGGGCGCGAAGAAAGAUACGGCGAAGCUCGGCGACGGGGCCAUGUCUUCGGAAGAAGCGGCGAGUUUGGGCGAGUCACCGUACGUGCACCAAAUGCGACAACGCAACGCGCAACGCAGAGUAUUUCUCCAACCUCGAUCUGAUGCGGCGACGCAGCAAAGAUUACUCGCAUCGAGGAGAAAUCGCAACAUUGUCGACGACGAGAAAGCGCGAGAAGAAGAAGAAGAAGAGUUGAACAGUGAGAAUAUUCAAAGAAUUGAACGCAACAUCCAUCGCGAAGAAUCGCGAGAGCAAAGGCAACAACAACAACAACAAUACAACGGGAAUCUGAGGGAAGAGAACGACGAGAGAGAACAGAGCGUGCUAGGCGACGACAAGAGUCGAUUGCGUAACGGAAUAAACCUCGCGCCACAACGACUCACCGACGCGCCGAUUCGUUCGAACAACUUUGAAGAUUCACCUUCGGCGUACGGCUCGUGCUCGUGCGCGUGCCCAGGCAAAGCCGACGAGGCUGAGCACCACUGUUACGAUGUUGUCGACGAGACGCCGAACGGCGACGCGUCGAUGGCGUGCGAUACCGCGAGACAGCUCGGGAACGCGCAGUGCCCAACCUCUGGCGUCGUCAACGCGUGCGUUGAAUCUUCCAAGGGCGUUUUACUCGGCCCCGAGCAACACCCGGAUCAGAGUUGUAAGCAAACGCGCGCGUGCCCAGACGCGAGCGCGAAUGCGAGUGAGCUCGAAAGAAGUUUUGUCGCUGAAGUGUACGAGUGCCAAGCCGUUCGAUACGCGAGUUGCUCGUUCUCGGUGAAUGCGUGUAAGAAAUCCACCAUGGUGUUGCGCAGAGCGAACACGGAGAUGGAAUUCGCGGCAACAAACGGACCGGUCGUUAUUCGCGUCCCUGCUACGGGAGCGCAAGAGCAACAACAACGUCAGCAAUUACCGCAGCGCACGUGGACGCCGCGUCAACAAACCUUGGUUUCCUCGUCCUCUUACGCGCAACCAAUCGAGGAUCUCACCGACGAAGACUACGAAGAUGCGCGAGGAGAAGAUUUCGUCGAACAAGUUCAACAGCAAAGAAACGAUCGAUCAACAAGAUCUUCCGGCAAAGCUUACGCGUCGAAGAAAUCUUCUUCUUCUUCUCGAUCUUCUUCCAAAGUACAAGAGGCUUUGAAAGAGACGAGCGGAACGGUUGAUAAGCCGUUGACGAAAGCGCCUCGACGCGCGGGCAAGACGAGCGCUCCUUCAUCCUCGAAGGAAAGCUCUCCCUCUGUCGGCAAGAAAGAGUCAUCGUCGGUAAAAUCCAGCAGCAACAACAAAAGCAGCAGCAAAUCGUCGAGCAGCAGCAAGAAGAUUGUCUCUCCGCACGACUUGACCGAAGCCAUCGAGAUGGACAUCAGGAAGAAAACGAGAGAAAAGCCUCGCAACCGCGAAGAAGCCUUCGUGCAGUGGGCGGAAUACUCUCCGCCAUUCAUUGCCAUCGGUACCGCGUGUGUAGCUUUAGCCGUCGCCUUGUUAGCUAUCGCGAGAAAGUACCCGAGCUCCGUGUCGCACCCGUGGGCGAUUCCGGGCGUGUUACAACGCCAAGACGUGGACGAAGAGACUGGCGGGAAAGGUAACGGCCGUCCGCCGUUACCUUCGCGAGCGGCGUACGGCACCGCGAACGACGCCGCGGCGUACUCCGAAAAACUCUCCUCCCCGAGAACGCCUGAAUUUAAGCAAUCCGAGAAAGAACGAAUUCGCUUAGCGCAAGAAGAGCGCGAGCGGUUAGCUGCGGAGAACAUUCGGGCCGAGUUUGAGAAGGAAAACGAGGAGCGCAAGAAGCGUUUCGAGCAAGAACUGGAUGCGUUGAAGAAAGAACGGGAAGCGUUUGAGGCGAUGAAGAAAGAGGAAGAUCGGAAGCGAAAAGAAAAGAGAGAACGCAAAGAACGAGAGCUGAAACGCGCGAAGGAGGAGAAGGAAAUGGAGAACAAGUUGUCGCAAGCGAAGAAGGAUGCCAUGGCGGCGGCGAGAGAAAUCGCGCGAGAGGAGACGGAACGCGUGCUUAGCAAACCGACGAAAGUAGUCAAAGAAGAAGAGCAAGUUGAAGUUGAAGAUGAGAAGAAAGAGGUGACGACGACGAGCUUGGUGGUUGAAAAACAAGAGUCUGUGGCCAAGAAGAAAGGCUUCUUCAACAAAUCGUCGGCGGCAAAGAAGUAA